AUGCUAGCGAUGAAUGAGGGAUCUGGCGAGGACGGAUCAAGUGAAACGGAAAUGGUCACUGAACAAUUGAUUCCGACUCAAGAAGCCAAAUCGGCAGGAACUACUACGAUGGCGCCGACGAAAGAGCCCGUGAAUUCUGACCCAACCAAUUCCACCUACGCCGUUCCACCUCCACAGCCGGCUUUGGAUGAGAAAAAACCACAAAAAAGUCACUACCCCCGUACCCCGAUCCUCGGCCACCAUUCCCAAUCGGAACUCUUCAUUCUUCAUGGACCGCAUUGGAUCAUUGCGAAAAAUCGCCGAAAGAUCCCAACGAUCGGG
Messenger RNA from Mesorhabditis spiculigera, 321 nucleotides. NCBI's taxonomy places the organism in Eukaryota, Metazoa, Nematoda, Chromadorea, Rhabditida, Rhabditidae. The record is from the annotation of a GenBank genome assembly.